Alligator sinensis (Chinese alligator) is the source of this 5309-nucleotide messenger RNA. RefSeq lists its product as uncharacterized. Gene Ontology annotation, biological process: inflammatory response; toll-like receptor signaling pathway; immune response. Lineage: Eukaryota; Metazoa; Chordata; Crocodylia; Alligatoridae. The record is from RefSeq and is a predicted model, not a curated record. Bases 1472 to 2842 code for a protein of 456 amino acids. Gene Ontology annotation, molecular function: transmembrane signaling receptor activity. Gene Ontology annotation, cellular component: membrane. The transcript is spliced from 2 exons.
GUUCACGGUGAGCAAACACUUCUUACUUUGAAUUUCUGCUCCAAUGUAUAAUUCUUCUAUAAAAGAUGAGGGUGGGGAUUAAUGUGGUUUUAGUUACUAAAAAGCCUGUAAAACCUGGCCACGACUUGUACAUGAAAACAGGAGAAGGUGCAGCAUGCCCUGGGCACAGGGCUUGGCCAGAAAAUGAUGGCCAAGGGUCCUGCUGACAGCUGGCAGUAGUUUUGGACCUGCAGAGAAGGUAAUUCUCAAAACUGGGACUAAACUGAGGGGAUGAUUGUAGGGCAGAGGCAGAGGGGGAGCUGCCCAGUGUCAUUUGUAAUCCUUAGUGGCAUUUUCUGAACUGUGCUAGAAGUGUGUUUAUUGUAGUGUUUACUAAUUAUUAAAAAAAAAAACAACAAAAACAGUUUUGACACCUUUGAUGCCUCAGUGUCUUUCAGAACUAGAAGCCCUGACAUACUGCAGGCCAGGUCUCUGCCAAGGUUAGAAUUUUUUAGGCAGGUCUGAGGAAGAUGAGAUACAACACUUGACUGUACCAUGGAUCCAUGGGUGUGUGCUGAAGACAAGGUGGAGCUGCAGGGCUUUAGGGGGAAUUCCAGCUGAGAUCAUGCCCCUUCCCCAACUCCUUAGAGUCCAUGCCAAUGUGCAUCUUGCACUGUCCCUACAGAAAGAAUCAUGUGUUCUUCUUGCAUUGCCACCAGACUGCUCUGCUAGGCCAGUGCACAGGCAGCCAGAAAGGUGGCUGGGUGUGUGGUCCUGAUAUACCUUUGCCCAAGGCCUCGCCACCACUGUAGAGCCAUGGUUGGAGUAAUGGGGUGGGAGGGCAUGCCUGCACCUUGGCAUGCUCUAGCCAGAUAAACUUGCCACUGGCUUCUGCUUAUGUGGAGUACAUCUGAGAAUAUGCUUGCUUGGGACUAUCCAUUUGCAGUGGCUUUGGAAGCUGACCUAAGUCCCUGCUGGCCCCAGCUGACAUUAGCCUCUGCUGAUGAGAACCAUAGUAGCCUAUUGGGAGAAAAGCAGGUAAAGGUGUCUGGAAAAAGUGGCCAGGGGCCUUAUAAGCCUAGACCUGUGGAAGGAGCCUGGGAUUGGUUCCUGCCAGGCUCAGGAAAGUAGCUAUGCAGGGCUUUUGAGACUGAAGAUAAGAGCUUUAUGUUGCACGAUUUGUUCAUAUUCCUGUUUAAAAGUCAUGAGGCAUGGGAGUGGCUGAAAGGGCAGAAAGCGGCCACAGUGAGCACCUAGGGCAGCUACUGAAGCUGUACUGAUUUGCCUUCUGAGGACUGCAGACUGCAAGGAAGGGCAGCCUGGACUCUGCAGAGGCCACAACCAGGCUGUGCUGAGAGGCCAAGGAGUGAAGCAGACCGCAACAAGGGUGGGGCUGGGCACACAACCUCUUUCGGGAACAUGGCCAAGGAAGACAGAGGGAGAGAAAGAGGAACAGAGAUCUCUUAAGCAGAUUAGGAGUUUCCACCUAGCAAUGUACUUAAUCAAGAAAUCAAGAAUCAAGAAAGCUGGAAGAGUGCACCACAUGCCCAGAGAGAACUCACCAAGGUCUGUGAUGGAUCUGGAGAAGAAGACUGAACCCCUUCUAGACAGAGAUGCUAGGGAGGCCAGCUCUUCCCAGUCCACCAUGGCAGGAAUCACAGGAUAUCAAGAAACACAGACACCCCUUGAAGUGCCAGCCCUGACAGCCCACGAGACUCACCACAUCUUCAUCAGUUACAGCAGCAUGGACUCAGCCUGGGCCCGGGGACUGAUUCAGAAGCUGGAGGCCACCCUUCCUGAGCUGAAGGUGUGUUUCCAUGAGCGGGACUUCAUGCCUACCAAAACCUUAAGUGAGAACAUGGUUGAGUCCAUCCAGAGAAGCCAGAAGAUCCUCUUAGUCCUGAGCCCGGACUUUGUCCAGAGCAGGUGGUGCUUGCUGGUGGCCAACCUGUCCAUCUUCCGAGACUGCAUUGAAAGGAAGCCUGUGAUCCCCGUCAUGCUGCAGACCUGCUCUGUCCCACUGCACCUCACCCACCUGACCUGCCUUGACACCAGUGACGUGCAUUUCUUUGUCAAAGUCAGCAAGGUGAUCUGCACUCCCAAUCACCAGAUGCAGAAUGCUACCAUGGUGCCUUACAACCCCCCAUCCCUCUACAACGGCAAAGCCCUGUUGACCUUAUGUGCAGUAAAUGAGCAUAUCCUAUUGAAACGGUCAGGGGGUAUAUUCAGUGACGUGGUCCCUGAUCAGCUGAGCAUGGUGAGUGAUGAUCCUGAGUUGUACAGGACAGCCAUCCAGAUGAUUAAUAAGGUUUCCUCUAGGACGGUCCCUUGUUCUCCUGCCAUCUGUUUUUUUGUCUUUUGGACCUGUCUUUUUGCAACCUUAAUAUAUACUUAUUUCUUGGCCCUAGAACAUUUGGACCCAGAAAACGAAUUGUUUAUGUGGGUGUAUGAGUGCACUGGGUAUAUGUUGCUCGCCCUGGUCCUAGUCACAACUGUUGCACUUGUCAGCUGCAUUUACCACUACAACGUUAAAUUACCUAAUGUGAAACUCCUGGAGAUGUCCCAAGUUGCCGGCUUGGCCAGCUGCCUGCUGCAGAAGAACUCCCUACUGAUGGGGUGUGCGUCCCGCGUGGAACUCCACUUUGUCUACAUCUCCCUGGAGGGGUGUAGGAAGGAGUUUGCUGACACCUUCGGGGAGAGCAGCCCCUGUGCUGAAAAGAUGUUCCAAAGAGCCCUGCAUUAUUUCUCCUCUGAUUAUGCCUGCUUUGUAGCCAAGAAGUAUUUCCUCUUCUCCCAGGCAGAGGCCAUGCCAGGGCACUGGGAUAAAGGGCCUUGUUUUGCCAGUUUGUUUCUCACUGCGUGAGGGAAGGGUCCUGGUGCUGGAAUGCUUCUCACUGAGAAAGGAGAAUGAGAGAGAGCUAGGAUUUGAUUCAAUACGGAGAUACAGACACUGAACAGGAAUUGUGUUCUGGUCCUGGUUACUUAAAUACCUACCCCCUUAUUUGUUAAGGAUGAAAUAGAAGAGGAAGAAAAUCUCCUCUUUUCACACCAAGGGAAGAAUAUGCCUGAGGUCAAGCCCCAGAACUCCAGACAACCUUCCUGCUAUAUCUUCAGGUGUCAGUGUGGGUUUUUGAUUUGUCUAACUGAAACGCCACAAUGACAGGUGCAGAUUCUGGAGGUAGCUUUAAGUGUAAGUUAUAGAUAUAUGCCUGCAGUUGUAUGGGCUGAAUGCUGAAAAUAUAAUCAAUAUGUGGUAGCCUGGGAAAUUAAAGCAAAAUUUGCAGGUCAAGGCCACCAAGAUUGGGCUAGACCAUAUGCAGAUAAUAGCUUUUUUGUAAAGUGCUAAUAGUAGUUAAGUAUAACAAUUGCAGUAACUAGUGUAAACUUUUGAUAAGAAUGAUAUGUAGCCAGCUAGAAUUCUAUUAAAAUGAUAGUGUGUUCUGGUUGAGUGGAUAUGGUAAAGAGGAAAUGUGUAUGUCCCUAUUGACAGCCUUGACCAUUUUUCAAGGGGCCUCAGUUACACUAUGGUAGGGUGACUGAAGUGGAGGACCUCAGGUCUUUUUUUCUGAAUGCCUGAAGCGUGAACAUUUGUGGACCUGACAGCUAGUCUGGUCUGAAAAGGUCAACUUAGAGCAAAAGUCCUGAAGGGAGGCAUAUUAUAAAUGCUUUCAUAAUAAUCCAAAUAUAGUUUAUCAUAGCGUUAGCUUGAAAUUAUUGCCAGUAAUAACUGAAGUUAUCAACUAUGUAAGAUGUAGUUUUGCUAUAAUGAAUAUAUUUGAGUUAAGUUUUUCGAAUAAGGUACAAAAUCAAAGCAGCCUUCUUAGUGAAAAUCAUGAACCCAGGUGAAAUCAAAACAAGACAGGGACAAGCAGCAUUGCAGGAUAGUGAAGAACAGCAGUGUAAUUUUCACAAAGACAUAAAUCUCAACUCCUUGACAACUACUAGUCUAUAUUAACGCUCCCUGCCUCAAAAAAAACAAACAAACCCAACCCCUUGAUUCUAUCCAGUUCCUCAAGUUUCAGUUAAACAAAGACAUUGGAAUAAUCCAAUUAGAGAUAUUUAAUCAGAACAAGCCAUACAUAAAUAUAUGGCGUAUAGUCCAGGGAAACAGAAGAAUUCCAAAAAUUCAAGACAACCUGCCAGUCUAACUCCUAUCCUGAACCUCCCCUCCUGAAUAUCCCCAGAUGGUAUAGGUGAGAAUUUGCAUUGUGCUCUUGUAUGUUGCUAGACACAACUGUGAUAAUAUUUAUUCUUGUGCUUUGGGGUGUAAAGAAUAAAAAGGUUGGGCUGUAACGUGUCUCUUGUGUCUUUUUUAUAACUUGUGUGGUAGUAACAACCUAUCUGCUAAAAAGGGCUGGGGAACCAUCGGGAAAAAUAAUAAUUAACAGAAGUGAAACUACCUGAAUCUUAUAUUUAAGAAAGAUAAACAUUAAGGGAAUUGAAACCACUCCUUAAUUCUGUUCCUAAGCGUGCAUAGGGGUCCUAUCCAUAAAUGGGCUGUAGCCUUAUCUCUCUAAAGGUGAAAUAUUCAGAUUAUGCUAAUAUAUGGUGAGGUGUGGCUGUCUUUCUCCAGAGCCCCUCAGUGCAAGGAUUAGUCCCUAUGUGGGUGGGCAUUCCAGGAACAGGUGAAGGUGUGUGACCAUGACCCCAGCCUCAUAGCAUCAGCCAAUGGAGCCACCAAGGACAAGGGGUUGGGGCACACCCCACACUGCGUCCAUCUAAAGGUGUUCACUGUCUAUUCACAUCAGAUAAAUAAAAACCUAUAUAGUGGGGAAGGAGUAAAUGACCAGGUUUGACAUUCAGUUGUGGGGACAGGGAGAAGUAUUCAUGUACUCUCGGCUCUCUUCCCAUGCCUGCAUCUCUCCACCAAGACCCCUGAAGAGAAAAGAUACUUGGGUACUAGUUUUUUGGCAUAUGCUUUUGAAUGGGAAACAGGUAGGCUGGUGUUGUUCCUGGGGUACAGCCAUAGGGCAGAAACUACUUAGGGAAGGGAGGGAGAUCCUCAUAUACCAGUCACAACCACCUGGGAUACCAGUACUAAAUUAUUGGUAGUGGAAGACCACAUAUUGGUCAUUUCUUAGGGAAAUGCUGUCCUCUUUGCUGAACAGGAUCCUAGUAAUCCAGCUUGUAUCUUCAUAUCAUUUGUGCUUCCAAACCAGUGCAUGGCUUAGAGUUAUAAGCUGUCUAUAAAUUUCCCAGCAGUCUGUAGGAAAAAAAAAAGAAGCUAAAAACAAUUGUCCUUAAAAAAACACCUUGAGCUGUCCAUAAAAUAACAACACCCCUGCCCCCACUACCACCACCCAAACUAGGAAACAGUGGCUGUGUCUAUA